Strongylus vulgaris is the source of this 375-nucleotide messenger RNA. Lineage: Eukaryota; Metazoa; Nematoda; Chromadorea; Rhabditida; Strongylidae. The record is from the annotation of a GenBank genome assembly.
CCACUUUAUAUGCUUCAUCUAUUCUUCCUUUUGGCAUGGUGUUCUCAAACUGCAAUUGCGGGUACCACCGCUUUGGUGCCCACUGCCUUCUCUGGUGGGAAUCCGGAUGUGUGUCAAGUAUGGAAAAAUAUGACUAAAGAAGGUGUUGUGUGGAUGCUUAUGUUAUUUGUUAUGGUGUCCACUACUGCAGACGAUUUCUUUUCGCCAAAUGUUGCAUCCAUAGUUGCACAUCUGAAAAUAAGUGAAAGCAUAGCAGGUGUGACUUUUAUGGCAUUCGGAAAUGGAGCUCCAGACAUAUUCGGUUCUAUCGCUUCGGUUCUCAGCAGUCCAAAACCUAAAGCGGGUCUCGCGCUGGGCGAGCUCCUUGGUUGGUGA